AUGCACGGGUAUACUCUUCAAGGUUUUAUGGACGCUGUUGUUGGGGCGCCUAAUCCUAACAAGGCAGUCCGUAUGGCGGCUGUGAUGUGGGUCAUCUGGUCUGAGCGCAAUGACCGCAUCUGGCGAGACUUGUCGAGGGGAGGCGACCAGCUGAAGAACCAGAUCACGAAUUUACAAAUCAAGUGGCAAAGGACCUUCAAGUCAAUGGUUCCAGGUGGGCAAGUGCGUGUUAAUCCGGUGAAUUGGGAGCCACCGAAGAGAAACUGGUUGAAGUGUAACGUGGACGCGACAGUGUUGGCUUCGGGAGUAGCCUUUGGGGCAGCCGUGAGGGAUCACAACGGCGUUUUCGUGGCAACCAAAAACGGUCGCCUUAAUUGUGAUUGUGACCCUUUCACGGCGGAGGCAACGGUAGUCAAAGAAUCACUCCAAUGGCUACGAAGUCUUGGCCGGAAUGAUUUAAUAAUUGAAAUUGAUUGUCUAAAUUUCUGUAAGGCUUUUAAUUCCAGUUCUUUUCUUUAUUCGUAUGUUGAUUUGAUUGUUAAGCAAUGCAAUUCGGUUGCUAGUGACAUAGGGAAUGUGUUCGUUCGCCAUGUCAAGAGAUCAGCUAAUCAAGUGGCUCAUGUGUUAGCAUGGGCAACUGAUUUUACGUCUGGCUCUAGCUCGUGGACUGAGGUCCCGCCUUUUUGUAUCUCUGCUAUGUUGAUUCAUUAA
Molecule: messenger RNA, 711 nt
Organism: Ipomoea nil (Japanese morning glory)
Lineage: Eukaryota; Viridiplantae; Streptophyta; Magnoliopsida; Solanales; Convolvulaceae
Exons: 1
Coding region: 1-711 (236 amino acids)
Molecular function (GO): RNA-DNA hybrid ribonuclease activity; nucleic acid binding
Source: RefSeq, a predicted model, not a curated record